Pichia kudriavzevii is the source of this 8136-nucleotide messenger RNA. RefSeq lists its product as uncharacterized. The record is from RefSeq and is a predicted model, not a curated record. Gene Ontology annotation, molecular function: protein kinase regulator activity. The transcript has a single exon. The coding region runs from base 1 to 8136 and encodes 2711 amino acids. Gene Ontology annotation, cellular component: cytosol. NCBI's taxonomy places the organism in Eukaryota, Fungi, Ascomycota, Pichiomycetes, Pichiales, Pichiaceae. Gene Ontology annotation, biological process: regulation of translation; cellular response to amino acid starvation.
AUGUCGGACUCUCCUGCAGAUAAAUGGGUUGAUGAUGUGCUUCCUUUGUUGGAGCAACUCAGGCAAUCAUCUGUAAAUACUAUGAAUGUUUCCAUUUUCAAGCUAAACGCCGUCUUAGCAGACGAUCACGAAAAGUUAGACUCAAACCAAAAAGACCAAGUUUUAUUUGCUAUCUUAUCUACAUAUGCAAGAUACCCUUUUGAUUCCACCUUUGACAAGAAUGUUUUGAAAUCCUUUCAAAAUUUUAUUGCAAUCGAUGGAGAAAAGUUUUCAAAGCAUAUCUUGGGUUUUAUUGCAAAACAGUCAACCAAGCCAAUCGCCACUCGGGAAUUGCUAAUUUUGAGUAGAUGGAACUCUGCUGUUAUCAAUUAUGUUGAUGACAACGACCUGUUUCUUUCUUUGUUGAAAGUGUGUAUAGCAUCAUCUAUCAAUCUGCUUUCGUUGGUUACAGAUUAUAGUCAAGUUGAAUCCCUUGAUAAUCAUCACUUAAAAGCUAUCAAAUCUAUAAAAACUGACAUUGCAAGCUCUCUUAGAUCAAUUGCAAAGAAAAACCCUGAGUAUAUUUUUGAUGUCAUUAAUCAUAUCUGCGUUGAUAAGUUGCCAGUUUCAGGUAUCAUAUCGAUUUUGGGCCUACUUGCAUUUGCAAUUAAGUCUAAUAGUGAAGCUAUUGAGACUCUAAAGUCUUUUGAAACUAAGAUCUAUGAAUUUUUUGUCAAAGUCUGUUUGACUACCAAGAUAUAUCCCAAUAAGGUUGCUCUUCAUUUUUUUGGUACGUUUAUUAACAUGUUUUUGUCUGCAAAAUCAUUUGAAGAGAUUUUGAUACCAGGCUUGGAAAAAUCAGCAUUAAGAAAUUCAGAACUGACAUUUUCUAUAUACUCCCCCUCCAUUUUUGAAUCUCUAAAUUACUCUUCCAUGGAUGUCGCCUUAAUUUUAUCAAAAACAAAAUUUUUCGGUCAAUUGUUCUCUUCUCUAAAAGCGACAAAAGAAUCUGUUAAGAUUGGUGCAUCUACUACUUUAAACAUAAUUGUCAAGAACACCAGUUCGGCAAGUGGUGAUUCUUUGGUGCUUUAUGCAGAUGAAUUAUUCAAAGUUUUGAAGGGCAUAUCUGCUUCAGCAGUGGAACAGAAGUGCUAUAUACUCGAUGUUCUGUCUUCUUUUGAAUAUUCAAACAAGAAUUCUUCAAAGAAAAUCAUUGAAAUGAUCAUUCCGUUCAUCACAAAGGAAAAUAACGAAGUUGUUUUGAACCAGUUACUCAACAUCCUACUUCCUCGUUUUAUCUUUUUUAUUUCCUCUGCCACCGAGUUUGAUCAAAGGGAUAAGAUUAUAGAGUUACUAAAUGCUGGUCUUAAAAACAGCAAAGCACCAAUAAAAACUGCUUGGAAUACCGCUUUUGCAUCCGCAAUGUUGAGCUCCUGCGCAACCGGAGAAAGCAUAGAGCAGUUUGCUCUACUAUUCAACAGUGGUAUUACCGAUACCUUAUUAACAGUGUUUGAUGAAGUUAUGAAGGCCCCAUUACCAAGUGUUAAUAACAAGCUUAUAGCUGCAGGAUAUUCAUCCAUCGCAACUCUAUUUCACCUAGUUGAAGCUUUCGAUAACCAAACUUUGGCAGAAAAACUAAAUCACUUUGAUGUUGUUGGCAAGGCUCUAACAGAAACUGAAACAAAAAUGUCAUGUUUUACAAAUACUAAAGUUGUCUCCAAGCUAAAUACCGAGGAAUCCCAAGAAUGGUUUGUCAGAGCUUUACUCGCGUUAUCUCGACAUCUAACAGAGCCUUCAACAUUGUAUGGCUCUGCGGCUCUAUAUGCUUCUAUCUCCAGAAACAUGACCCCUAAAGUUAGAAACUUAUCCAGAUCAUUACUUCAUGAACACUAUGAGCAAAAUCAAAAGGUCAUUGGGUCAUCUUUAACUUUGGCCGUUAAUAGUCUAAUUAAGGAGGUUGAAGGCAAUCCCGAUUUGAAUUAUGAAUACAACUACUUACUGCCUAUGAUUUCUGCAACAUUUCAUUCAUUUGGUUCAUGUGAUGUGACAUUGUUAGAGUCCCAAUUGGUUGAUCUUUUAAUUCCUUUCAAGCAUAAAAUGCUGAGCGGUAUUCCUAAUGGUUGGGUAAGUUUAUGUCUAAAAUGUCAUGCCGACCCCGGUAAAAUUGUCUCUGAAUAUGCCAAUAAAAUCAUUGAUAGUAUUUCCUCAAUCCUUGGUGACCCGUCGGAAACUAUUUUUGAGAAUGGCAUUUUCCAAGCAGCAUGUGAUACCACUUCAAUAAUCUCUUUCUUUUCCCCAGGAACUAUUGUCCCUAUCUUGUCUAGAAUUAUUGAAGAUGACCUCUCUACUGUCAAGUCACUUGAUAUUGAUGAAACUAAAUAUCAGAUUUGGAAAGGUAAAGAUGGGGAGUUAGUUGUUGAUGUUUUGGCAAAGAAGACAUCUGUCAAUAUUUCUAAAUCUAAGGAUGCGGAGACUCUAAAAUGGGAACAAUCUGUCCGUAAAGAGUUAGAGGCGAAGAAGAAAGUUGCUAAGAAACUAACCAAGGAGGAGCAAAUUAAGGUAAACGAGCAACUGUUGCUAGAAAAAAGCAUCAGAGACACUAUUAAUUCCCAGUAUAUGAGUUUACGUCGUGGUUUGGCAGUUAUUACUUGUUUAUCUAGGCAAGCACGAACAGUUGACAAUGGUACUGCAAUUUGGUUUCCAGUUGCGAUUUCCAACAUACUAACACUCUUAAAUUCUAAACCUGCUGUCAAAUUAACAGGAGAAUUAUCCAGUGAAUGUUUCCUUUCGUUAUCUGAUGUUGUUGCCACCGAAAGUUUAUCCGGUACUUCCAGUAUGAAAUUUGUUGGUUCUUCAACUUUGCGAUUACAUGACGUCGAUCACAUUCCUGCUGAAUACACUGGUAGGGACUUGCAAGAAUUAUUGUCUUCUCAGUUGUUCAGUUUGAAACUGAGCUCGGAUAAGUCUCUGUUUAACAGCUUGACUUUGAUGUAUGUUUUGCCUUUACUAGUUAAGAUUAUUGAGAAUGGUAAGAACUAUAUCAUAAGAAGCGGUAAGAAGAUUACAAAAGUUAAUACCGAAUUUUCAGAAGAAGCACCAGAGGAAGAACAGCUUACAAUGGCACUGGAAAUUAUAUCGUCCAACUCAGAACUAUUUGAGGAUCACAGUAUUCCAAGAACUUCAAUCAUCACCCACUUGAUUGAGUUGUUGGCAUUGUCGUCUAAAGCAAAGGCAGCAAAGGAAUGUUUUGUUUCUUUAUGCCAAAAUAUUGCUGCUACUAUAUCAGACUCUGAUCUAACUAUUAUCCUUAAAUCAUUGAUAAACCCAAAUGUUUUUGUGAGGGCGACUAUCUUAGAAGUUUUAGAUCAAGAAUUUGAUUUAUCCGACCUUAAAAUGAGUGAAGAACUGUGGAUCUUAUGUUUUGACAACGUCACAAACAAUAAGGAAGUCGCUGAAACAAUUUGGGCUGAAUCUGGUUUCCAAAUCGAUGAAGGUGCACCAACCAGGUUAAUCGAAUAUAUUGGAAACCCGGACAAUGGUAUGAGACUAUCAAUAUCAAAGGCUAUUGCAGCUGCAGUGAUUAAAUAUGAUUCUGUUGAUUUGUUCCACGCAAUAUUAGAUAAACUAUUAAAAUUGUUUAGGGAGAUGGCUCAACCGCCAGCUCCCGAAGUGGAUCAAUUUGGUUUAGUUAUUAACAAUGCUGCUAAUGCAAAAGACAGAUGGGAACAACGUUGUGGUAUAGCUCUUGCACUCAAUUAUAUGGCUCCCCUGUUUAAAAAUGAGUCCGAAGUUUCCAAAGUUUUCAAAUUCUUAAUUGAGGAAAGAGCUUUAGGUGAUAAAGAAAUAAUGGUCAGGUCAGAAUUACAGGAGGCAGGUUCUAAAAUUAUUGAGCAACAUGGCAAAGAAAAUGUUGAGACUUUAAUAUCGAUUUUUGAAGCAUGCUUAGCCGAAAAAGAUGAAAAAUCAAAGAUCCAAGAUUUAGUGAAAGAAUCCGUUAUUAUUUUGUAUGGUGGACUUGCGCGUCAUUUGGACGACACUGACAAGCGAAUCGACUCUAUAGUCGAACGAUUAUUAGAAUCUUUAGAUACUCCUUCUGAAGAUGUUCAAUAUGCAGUUUCAGAAUGUAUUUCUCCAUUAGUUCCUUUUAUUCAAUCAAAAUUAUCUUCCAUAAUUGACAAUCUCUUUGAGAAGCUAUUUGUUGGCAAAUCACUGGCUGUUAGAAGGGGUGCUGCGUAUGGUAUUGCGGGUUUGGCUAAGGGUGUUGGUAUUAAGGCAUUAUCUGAAUACGACAUUAUCAGAAACCUCACUGAAGCAUCCGAUGAUAAAAAGGAUUCUCAAAAAAGAGAAAGUGUUUUGUUUGCAUUUGAGUGUAUUUCCCAAUCUUUUGGUCCAUUAUUUGAACCUUAUGUUAUUGAAAUUCUACCAAUUGUCUUGAGAAGUUUUGGUGAUUCUUCUGCUGAAGUGAGAGAAGCCACUGAUUAUGCUGCUAGAAUCAUCAUGAAAAACACCACCAGUUAUGGUAUCAAGAAAAUGAUCCCAUUAGCCAUUGAAAACCUUGAUGAUUUUGCAUGGAGAACUAAAAAGGGUUCUGUUGAGUUGUUAGGUUCGAUGGCUUAUCUAGACCCGGCUCAGUUAUCUUCUUCAUUACCUGAAAUUGUUCCUGAAAUUGUUGGUGUUUUGAAUGACUCGCACAAGGAAGUUAGAAAAGCGGCUGACGCAGCAUUGAAAAAAUUUGGUGAAGUCAUUAGAAAUCCAGAAAUUCAGGAAUUAGUACCAAUUUUGUUAAAGGCAAUUGGUGAUCCUACCAAAUAUACUAACGAUGCGCUGGAUUCUUUGAUUAAUACUCAAUUUGUUCACUAUAUUGAUGGACCUUCUUUGGCUUUAAUCAUUCGUGUUAUCAACAGGGGAAUGCAAGCUUCUUCUGCAAAUACAAAGAAGAAGGCAUGUCAAAUCGUUGGUAAUAUGGCUAUUUUAGUUGAUUCUCAUGACUUAAUGCCAUACCUGUCACAACUUGUUAAUGAAUUGAUUGAAGCUGUUGUUGAUCCAGUUCCUCAGACUCGUGCUACUGCCGCCCGUGCUUUAGGCUCCUUGGUUGAAAAACUAGGUGAGGAAAAGUUCCCAGGAUUAAUCUCUAACUUACUUGCAGACUUACAAGAUGAAAGUAAACGUGGUGAUAGAUUGGGUGCUGCACAGGCAUUAGCAGAGAUUAUCAGUGGUUUGGGUAUAGCUAAGUUAGAAGAAAUGUUGCCAAUAAUUAUCCAAGGUACGACAUCUUCUAAGUCAUUCGUUCGUGAAGGUUUCAUGCCACUAUUGUUAUUCUUACCUGUUUGUUUUGGUAGCCAAUUUGCUCCCUACUUGUCUCAAACAAUUCCACCAAUUUUGGCGGGUUUGGCUGAUAACAAUGAAGACAUUAGAGAUGUUUCCCUACGUACUGGUAGAUUAAUUGUCAACAAUUAUGCAAAGAAAGCUGUUGAUCUACUACUUCCGGAGUUAGAAAAGGGUCUUUCUGAUUAUAAUGCACGUAUCAGACUUUCAUCUGUUGAACUUACUGGUGAAUUAUUGUUUAAGAUUUCUGGUAUUUCUGGUAAACAAGAGUUAGCAGAUGAUGUCUCUUUGUCCAAGAAUGUUACGAAGGCCUUCAAUGAAGUCUUGGGUGAUGAUAGGAGGAACACCGUUUUAUCCAACUUAUUUGUUUGUAGGUCCGAUACAUCUGGUGCUGUGAGAGCUACAGCCGCUAAUAUAUGGAAGGCCCUAGUUGCAAAUACGCCAAGAACCAUUAAGGAGAUUCUGCCUACCCUUUUGAACAUCAUUGUUCGUCGUUUGGCAUCACCUGAUGAUAUACAGAGAAAUAUCGUUGCAGCAACCUUGGGUGAUAUGAUUAGAAGGGUCGGUGGUAAUGCAUUGUCUCAAAUACUACCUACAUUGAAAGAAGCAAUGGUCAGCAGUGAUUCCGAUGCAAAGCAAGGUAUCUGUAUUGCUCUGUAUGAGAUUAUCACAUCCACAGCUGAGAACGCCAUUAUAGAACACCAAGAUAUUUUUGUUGGUAUAGUUAAGGAGGCUUUGGUUGAUCCAAAUCCAAGCGUCAGAGAAGCUGCAGCACAAGCAUUCGAUUCAUUACAAGAGUCCAUUGGUAAUUCUGCCGUUGAUGAAGUUAUUCCACAGUUACUUGAAAUGUUGAACACAUCCGAUGGCUCAGAAGAUGCAUUAUCGGCACUACAAGAAAUAAUGUCGACCAAAUCCGAUGUGAUCUUCCCAAUUUUAAUUCCAUCAUUGUUGACUCCUCCUAUCAAUGGGCGUGCAAUUGGUGCAUUAGCGGAAGCUGCCGGAAGUGCAUUGUACAAGCGUUUAUCUACUAUUAUCAAUGCCUUAGUCGAUGGCAUUGCCAAUAAACUAGGUGACGAAGAAGAACUAUACAGUGCGCUAACUCGUACUCUAAUUUCGGUUGAUUCUGAUGAAGGUUGUCACCCAUUAUUACAGCAAAUUUUGGCACUAAUGAAACAUGAGGACGUUAACAAGAAGAAGAUAAUUUACAAUGUUUUGCCUGAAUUCUUCAAGGAAUCAACAUUGGAUUAUUCUAUCUACAUUGAAGACGUUGUUUCUCAUUGUAUUUACUUAUUAAAUGAUCCAGAUGAUGAAAUUGUCAGCAGAGCAUUUGAGACUCUAUCCGUUCUUGUAAAGAAACAACCAAAGCAGGUCUUGGAGCGACUUGUCAUUCCGGCACAGCAAACUCUCUCAUUUAUCCAAAACGAUUCUAAGCAAAUCAAGGCAUUUGCAUUACCAAGAGGUCCAGGCUGUGUAUUGCCUAUUUUCUUGCAAGGCUUGAUGUAUGGUAAUCCAGUGCAAAGAGAAACUUCUGCUAAUGGUAUGUCGAUUAUUAUUGAUAAUGCCCCUGCUGUUAAUUUGAAGCCUUUUGUCACUACGAUAGUUGGUCCACUAAUUAGAGUUAUCGGUGAAAGGUUCAGCAGUGAUAUUAAGAGUGCCAUCCUACUUGCUAUUAAUAAAUUGUUCAAUAAGAUUCCACAAUUCUUAUUACCAUUUAUUCCUCAGCUUCAACGUACAUUUAUUAAGUCAUUGAGUGAUCCAAGUAGCGAGAUUCUAAGGACUAGAGCUGCAAGAGCGUUGGGUACCCUGAUUAAGUACCAACCGAAAGUUGAUCCUUUGGUAACUGAAUUACUAAAUAAUGCCAAGGGAAUUGACUCUAGUGAUGUUCCUCUUAAAACCGCUAUUCUAAAAGCAUUACUAGAAGUUGUGGAUAAAGCAGGAAAUAAGAUGAGCGAAGCAAGUAAAAAUGGUGUGAUGGUUUUAGUUGAGGAGGAAAUGUUCAAUGAUGAGGCCGGUGUUGGUGCAGCUGUUGCUUACGCUAAAUUAGUUGGUGCAUUAUCCAAAAUUUUGGAACCUAGCGAACUAACUAAUAUGGUGAAGAAUAAGAUUCUCAGCGCAAAUUUGAAUGAUGAAAAUUCAUCAAGAUUUGCUAUUUUAACUCUGAAUGCAUUUUUGAAAGAUUCUGCGGUGCAGGUUUUGAAUUCCGGUUUAUUUAACGAAAUCUGCGAAUUUAUGAUAGCUGCAUCUAAUUCUUCGAAACCAUAUGUUACUGAUAAUGCAACGAUUGCAAUAGGUAAAUUUGUCCUAUCUCUUGAUAAAGUUCAAGAAACUGACGGAGAAAUUGUUAGGAAAUUGAUCAACCAAUUAGCAGUUUCUAUGAUCAGGCCUACUUCUAAUUCUCUAGAUACACGGAGAUUGUCUCUAGUGGUUGUCAGAACCAUCUGCAGAUAUCAAUAUGAGGUUGCUGUUUCUCCAAACUUGGAUAUUUUGAUUCCAUCAGUCUUUUCGUGUGUUCGUGAUCCUAUCUUACCUGUCAAGCUCGCUGCUGAAAAGGCAAUUUUAGCAGUCUUAAACUCUGUCGAUGAUGAAUCUAAUAUCCAAUACAAUAGUUGGAUUGAUUCAUUGAAUGGCGCUAAUACCGUUACCAAUGCAGUCGGAACAACGAUUCAGUUAAGAUCCAUCACCGAAUAUGUUAAGAGGGUCGUUGUUAGAUUGGCAAAUGUUGAAAGAGAAAGAAUUACUGCAGGUGGUGAUAAGGAAGCCAUGUUUUCUGAUCAAUUUGAGGAUGAAUCUGAAAUUUGGGCAAUUGGUGGUGUAGAGUUAUCAGAAGAAUAA